This is a messenger RNA of Acytostelium subglobosum LB1, 771 nucleotides long. RefSeq lists its product as hypothetical. The transcript is spliced from 2 exons. Lineage: Eukaryota; Evosea; Eumycetozoa; Acytosteliales; Acytosteliaceae. Bases 1 to 771 code for a protein of 256 amino acids. The record is from RefSeq and is a predicted model, not a curated record.
AUGGACCCGUUAGACCCAGAAUAUAGCUUCAAAUUCCUGACAGGUGGAGCACCUAUCAAGAUUGAAAAGGUGUUGGAUAUAGAGGUCAAGGCAGACUCUCUAAAGACCACUGCCAUAGUGGCCGCCGUGGCCACUACCGUGUUGGCCGGUGCCGCCGCCGCAUACUAUUGGUUCCAAAAGAUGGAGGAUGAGAGCGAGCAGCAGCACGAAAAUGUCGAGGAUGGCGCCGAGAUUGAGGACGAUGACGAGGAGGAGGAAGACACAAUCAUUACGACAAUGACAACGACGACCACAACCACAUCCUAUCUGGCGCCAGCGCAGCCAAUAUCAACAUCGACCACAUCAAACACCUCGACCCGUCUGCCUCUUCAGCCGCCAAAGCCCACGGCCAUGCCCACCAAGCUCACUGACGACAAUGGUCUGCCGUUACCCCUGGAAGAGCAGAACAAACUUCUACUCUCAGAGAACAAGAGUUUAAAGAAGGAUAUGGAGAAUAUGAAUAAUUGGGUUAACGAUCAAAUGUCUGGCUUUGAGGACAGACUAUCUCGGUUGGAGAUAAACAAUUACAAGCGAGUACGUGACUUGGAGUCGGAUUUGGACAAGGAGAGAUUUUGUGGCAUAUGCCAAGAGCAUGAGAAGCAGGUCUGCUGGACAACAUGUGGCCAUAGACUAUGUGCAAGAUGCGCCGUAGUCAUCAAGAGCUCACUCAGCCCAAUAUGUCCACACUGCCGGCAUCCGGUCGACAACUUUGUCCGAUGUUAUAACACAUAA